Cladophialophora psammophila CBS 110553 is the source of this 483-nucleotide messenger RNA. RefSeq names its product cytochrome c oxidase polypeptide 5, mitochondrial. Gene Ontology annotation, biological process: mitochondrial electron transport, cytochrome c to oxygen. The record is from RefSeq and is a predicted model, not a curated record. NCBI's taxonomy places the organism in Eukaryota, Fungi, Ascomycota, Eurotiomycetes, Chaetothyriales, Herpotrichiellaceae. The coding region runs from base 1 to 483 and encodes 160 amino acids. The transcript has 3 exons.
AUGACCAGCCAGUCUCAGAUGCGAUCUGCUCACGCCAUCUCCAACCCUACCCUCGCCGGAAUUGAGAAGAGAUGGGAAGCUAUGCCUCCACAAGAACAGGCCGAGCUUUGGAUGCAAUUGAGAGAUCGUAUGAAGGUUGAUUGGAACGAAAUGACUUUGCAGGAAAAGAAAGCUGCGUGGUGGAUUGCAUUUGGACCUCACGGACCCCGUGCUGAAGCACCCCCGGGCGAAUGGACCAAAGUGUGGCUUUACACAGCUGUGGGUCUUGGAAUAUCGUUGGCUAUGUUCCUCCUCAUCCAAUCCUUUGCAAGACCGCCACCACGGACUAUGACCAAAGAAUGGCAAGAAGCUACCAAUGAAUACCUCAAGUCCGAGAAAACCAAUCCUAUGUAUGGUGUCAGCCGUGAAGGAUACACCGGCCCAGGCUUCAUUCAGAGCAAGUCUGCCAAGUCUCAGGGCAUCAAGCUUGAACCAGAUGAAUAA